GUACUUCCUCACGCAUGUUCAUUAACAGUGCAUACUGAUAGUGACUUGCAAAGCUGACCUCCAUUCAUACUAGAAAAAAGCUCUCAAUUUGCAACAAUAAAACGCUGACAGUUACUUGGUCAGCAGUCAGCAACACUCAGCAUCAGCAAUGCUCAAGGCCAAACGGAUCUCUCUUUGGAUCAGUGAUGUGCUGUGCUGCAUUCUUGGUAUCCUGGUCAUACUGUGUACUUCAGACGAUGUUUGCUAUACAAAGAAUAAACAUUUAGUAAUAAUGGAUGACACUGAUUCAAAUAACUCUGAAAUAUACUGCACGAAGCCAUGGGUUAAUAUCACUAACGGACAGUGCUGUACAGAUUAUUGCAAAACAGGGGGCAAUACUUUGGAAGAAAACUAUUAUUUUGUGACAAAAGCAAGUGAAGUUUACAUUGAGAGAAAACCAAACCAUAUUAUUGUAUAUUUUAACACCACCUUUAAAACUGUGCAAAUUCUAUCAGAAUGUGCCAAAAUAAUGAAAUGCUGGCAAUCCUUCAAUGUAUCAAGACCUGCAUAUUCAGGAGGUAUUAAUGAAACCAAAUAUUUUCCAGGGAAUUGCUCAGUUAUUUGUGUUGAUCUGGACGAAAUAUGUAAAACUUCUACAGACUGUGAAGAUCCAAUGGGUAAACAGAAUUUCAAUUCAACACACAUUCUCAGUGUGACAUUAACAAAUAAACUACAACAAGAAAACCUCAGUUGCAAAAAAUGCAAAGCUCCAACCACUGAAGAUAAGAUUCAUAAUGACAUGAAAAAUUUGCUAGAACCUUUCAAUGGGACAGAGAAAACAGUUGAAACCAAAGAACUUAAAGCAUUUGUAAAAAAAAUACAGAUAAGCGACAUCAAGGAAACCAGCUUUGUCUUGUCUGCAGAUGGAGUUGAAGAGAAGCAGAAGCAUAACGCCACAGUCCUCCAAAUUUCAAAGGAGGCAUUACAGAUGGCUGUCAAGGGAAAAAAUGAAACCAUCUUCGUUGUUGCUGUUGUUAAAGAUCGCCUUCUGUUUCAGGAUAAACACAACAGUUCGAUUUCAAAUGAAAUUAUUGCAAUUGACAUGGGGGUAUCCAUUUCAAAUCUUAAGGAACCUAUUUCAAUGACAUUUUACCAUUCUGAUUCACAGGACAAAGCUGUUUAUGACUGUGUAUUCUGGGAUUCUAACGACAAUGAAUCCAUCUGGAAUAAUUCUGGGUGUGAAACUCAUACAACACAGUCUGAAACUACAUGCAAAUGUUAUCAUUUGACAUUCUUUGCUGUACUUGCGAGCCCCUACAACACCACCAUCAGUGCAAGUACCUUGAAGUCCCUGACAUACAUCUCCUACAUUGGCUGUGGGAUAUCCUUUUUUUUCUUGGCUGUGGUACUGUUCAUGCACACCAUGUUGAGGCGAGCCAAAUCUGAUACAUCGACCACAAUCCUUAUAAACCUGUGUGCGGCUCUGUCCUUACUAAACCUAACCUUUCUCAUGAACGAGUGGCUGUCUUCCAUGGGAAACCAAGUUAUCUGUAAUAUCAUUGCUGCCACCAUGCACUACUCCCUGCUGUGCACCUUCACCUGGUUUGGAAUUAAAGCUUUCUAUUUCUACUAUCUAAUAAUCAAGCUCUCCACCACUGAGAUAAAGAAAAUAUGGAUGAAGAUGGGUGCUGUUGGCUGGGGAAUGCCGGCUGUGGUUGUCAUUAUACUGGGAGGAUUGAAGAAGUAUGGAGAGUACAAAAUAUAUAAAGAGGAGGGGGGUACUGUGUCCAUGUGCUGGAUUACAGACCCAGUGGUCCAUUAUAUCACCAACAUCGGCUACUACGCAUUAGUGUUUUCCUUUACUGUGGUGAUUUUUAUUGUGGUGUCAGUGAAGAUAUUUCACAUGAGAAAGUCCAAUCCCAGAUCAGCAGAGGGGUCCAAAAAGAAUGCAUUUACCUUGCUGGGCCUGGCCUGUGUACUGGGGAUAACUUGGGGGGUCAUGUUUUUCAAUGUUGGCCCCCUCCAAGUGCCUUCUUUUUAUGUGUUCACUAUCCUGAAUUCCCUUCAAGGUUUCUUUAUAUUUCUGUGGUACUACAAUUCAAGCUCAGCUGCGAAAGCCAUUGAUCAGCCCAGUGAAAAAUCCUCACAUUCGGGUAUUAGUAACACCACCCAUUGCAAUCCUUACGAUUCUACUGCAAGCAAAUCAUGAAUGGCAAGGACCCUGCAAGCAUGACAACUGAACAAUACUGACUCAAC
This is a messenger RNA of Acipenser ruthenus (sterlet), 2235 nucleotides long. RefSeq names its product adhesion G protein-coupled receptor G3-like. Lineage: Eukaryota; Metazoa; Chordata; Actinopteri; Acipenseriformes; Acipenseridae. Gene Ontology annotation, molecular function: G protein-coupled receptor activity. Gene Ontology annotation, biological process: cell surface receptor signaling pathway; adenylate cyclase-activating G protein-coupled receptor signaling pathway. Gene Ontology annotation, cellular component: membrane. The record is from RefSeq and is a predicted model, not a curated record. Bases 149 to 2188 code for a protein of 679 amino acids. The transcript is spliced from 18 exons.